This is a messenger RNA of Manihot esculenta (cassava), 2211 nucleotides long. Its product is annotated as ATP-dependent RNA helicase RhlE. Gene Ontology annotation, molecular function: ATP binding; RNA helicase activity; nucleic acid binding. The record is from RefSeq and is a predicted model, not a curated record. The transcript is spliced from 15 exons. NCBI's taxonomy places the organism in Eukaryota, Viridiplantae, Streptophyta, Magnoliopsida, Malpighiales, Euphorbiaceae. Bases 170 to 1870 code for a protein of 566 amino acids.
GAGAGUCAAUUGUCCAAACAAAAUCACUUCACUCGCUCAUUUCUCUCAUCUCAUCUCAUCUUCCGUUCACUUUCUGUGGUUUCCUCUCUCAUCGUCAGCUCCGCCAUCGCAUUUUCACUCUUGUAUUUGUGCAAGCGUAACUGAAAACUGUUAAAACAAAAGCUAAACGAUGUCGUAUGUACCUCCACACUUGAGGAACUCUUCCGCCACCACCACCACCACCACUACCACUUCAGUAACCCUAGAUAACGUCAAUGAUCACAUCACUAAGCUCUCUAAUUCCGCUUCUUCAAAUUUCCACUCUAAAAUCUCUUCUGCUACUUCUACUUGGAACUCUCUCCCCACUCUAUCCAAUGCGUCUCGCCGGACCUCCGCUGCGCCGAGAACCGUGGCUGUUCCCGAAGUUUUUUUUCCUCAAUGGAACCCAUCCGAGCGCGUUCUUCGCUUGAAUUCGCAGCAGAUUGAAGACGUUCGUAUGCGGCUUAACGUUGAAGUUACUGUUGCUUUGGAUUCUCCUCCCGCACCUGCGCCAAUUGAAUCAUUUGAAGAUAUGCUUUUGCACCCAAGCAUCAUGAAGGAUAUUGCAUAUCAUGGAUAUUCUAGGCCGACUUCUAUUCAGGCGCAGGCCAUGACAGUGGCACUUAGUGGUAGAGAUCUAUUAGGUUGUGCUGAAACUGGUAGUGGCAAAACUGCUGCAUUCACCAUUCCGAUGAUACAGCACUGCCUGGCUCAGUCUCCUAUUCGACGAGGUGAUGGACCACUGGCAUUGGUUUUAGCUCCUACCAGAGAGCUAGCUCAACAGAUUGAGAAGGAGGUCAAAUGUUUUAGCAGAUCUCUUGAGUCAUUCAGAACUGCGAUAGUUGUGGGUGGAACUAACAUUGCUGACCAGAGGUCUGAACUACGGGCAGGAGUGGAUGUAAUUGUUGCUACUCCAGGAAGAUUCAUUGAUCAUUUACAACAAGGAAACAGUUCCCUCUCUAGAAUUUCAUUUAUUGUUCUGGAUGAAGCUGAUAGAAUGCUGGAUAUGGGGUUUGAACCACAGAUUAGAGAGGUAUUGCGCAAUCUUCCAAAAAGGCAUCAAACUCUGCUGUUUAGUGCAACUAUGCCUGUGGAGAUUGAGACACUAUCCCAGGAGUACCUAACUACCCCUGUGCAAAUCAAGGUUGGAAAAGUGAGUAGCCCAACUGCAAAUGUAUCUCAAGUUCUGAAAAAGGUUUCUGAAAGUGAGAAGAUUGAUUGCCUUCUAGCUUUGCUUGUGGAGGAUGCAUCACAGUCUGAAAGAUCCGGUCAUCCCUUUCCUUUAACUGUCGUCUUUGUGGAAAGGAAGACAAGGUGUGAUGAAGUUGCUGAAGCUCUGGUAGCACAAGGUUUACAAGCAGUUGCUUUUCAUGGUGGCCGUAGUCAGAGUGAAAGAGAAGCAGCUCUACAAGAUUUUAGAAGUGGCUCCAAUAAUAUUUUGGUUGCCACUGAUGUUGCAUCUCGUGGAUUGGAUGUAACUGGAGUUGCUCAUGUGAUUAAUCUGGAUCUUCCUAAGACAAUGGAAGAUUAUGUACAUCGAGUUGGAAGGACAGGCCGUGCAGGAUCAGCUGGUCAAGCUACUUCAUUUUACACUGAUCGUGAUCUGUUCCUAGUGGCACAAAUAAAGAAAGCAAUUGCAGAUGCUCAAUCUGGCAACAAAGUGGCUUUUGCAACUGGGAAGGUUGCUAGAAGGAAAGAGAGAGAAGCAGCAGCUUUGCAAAAGGAAGCGAGGAAUUCUGUGUCUAAGUUGGUUGGACCCACUUCAUUAAACAUUGAGGAUAAGUAUAGGUUCAUGAUUGCCUCUUCAAGCAUCAAAGGAGAGGGCGCAGCAGAUAGUGCUUGGGAUGAUUAAAUGGAAGUUUCCUUCAGUACCUCUUACAUAGCUUUGAUGAUACAUGCUUAUGAUUCCAUGAAUUUUAAGGUGUACAGUUUCUGAGUUGGGGCUCAAACAUGAAGAUGUGCUGAAGAUUAUAAUUUCUGGUGAGUUCAUCUUCCAAUGUCGUUGCUCCAUUACAUGUUCAGUUGCCAGUUGUAUCAAUGGUGGAUUGAAUGAAUGAUGGUAGGACUGCUUGUGUAUUGUGAAUAUGUACAUCUUAGGAGUGUCCUAGUGAAAACUCUACAAUUUGAUCUUGUGAUUUUGAUACUUAUGGAAGUGUCGACUUUAAUCAAGUAUCUUUGCAUUUGUUAUCUCUA